Antrostomus carolinensis (chuck-will's-widow) is the source of this 232-nucleotide messenger RNA. It is a transcript of the gene RPL35, whose product is annotated as ribosomal protein L35. Gene Ontology annotation, molecular function: structural constituent of ribosome; mRNA binding. The transcript is spliced from 2 exons. The annotation marks the transcript as partial. The record is from RefSeq and is a predicted model, not a curated record. NCBI's taxonomy places the organism in Eukaryota, Metazoa, Chordata, Aves, Caprimulgiformes, Caprimulgidae. Gene Ontology annotation, cellular component: cytosolic large ribosomal subunit; ribosome. Gene Ontology annotation, biological process: translation; maturation of LSU-rRNA from tricistronic rRNA transcript (SSU-rRNA, 5.8S rRNA, LSU-rRNA).
ACGUGUGGUGCGGAAAUCCAUUGCCAGAGUCCUCACCGUGAUCAACCAGACCCAGAAGGAGAACUUGAGGAAGUUUUACAAAGGCAAAAAAUACAAACCCCUCGAUCUGCGGCCCAAGAAGACUCGUGCCAUGCGCCGCAGGCUAAACAAACACGAGGAAAACCUGAAGACCAAGAAACAGCAGCGAAAGGAACGUCUGUACCCGGUCCGGAAAUACGCCAUCAAGGCGUGA